AUGCCACGUAAGCUACGUAAGAAUAUACGUAAGAGGAAGGGAGCAUUGAAACAUCCAAUAGUAAAACUGACACCACAACAACAGUUGCAACAACAAAUGAUGAAUGACCCCACUAUGUUGCAACAAAUGUCAAGCAACCCUAUGCUUUUAAACCGAGUUAUUGGUGCACAGAGUGGAGGUUUAAGAGCGGCACUUUUAGCGAAAAUGGCAGGCUAUGGUGGAGCUGCAGACGGAACAGCUUAUAACCCUCAAAGUCAAAUGAAUUUGAGUUCACUCAAAAAUCAAAUAACAGAUGUCAAAAAGUCAAACAUAGACAUACAGAAACAAAUAAGUGAAAACGAAAAGAAACUAGAAUAUGACAGACACACAAAGAAACUCAAUGAGUUAAACGUAGAGAAAAAGAAGAAAGAAGAACAACUGAAAGAACUAAGUACAGAGGAAUAUGCGAAAAAAGUGUCAGAAAAAGCAGCAGAAGUAGCAAAAAUGGAACAAGAUGUUAUAAAUUUGAAAAACCAUACUACUCAAUAUAAAGUACUGA
Trichomonas vaginalis G3 is the source of this 538-nucleotide messenger RNA. RefSeq names its product protein of unknown function, DUF4106 family. The annotation marks the transcript as partial. The record is from RefSeq and is a predicted model, not a curated record. The transcript has a single exon. NCBI's taxonomy places the organism in Eukaryota, Parabasalia, Trichomonadida, Trichomonadidae.